Impatiens glandulifera is the source of this 1280-nucleotide messenger RNA. Its product is annotated as apoptosis-inducing factor homolog B-like. The record is from RefSeq and is a predicted model, not a curated record. Gene Ontology annotation, cellular component: cytoplasm. Gene Ontology annotation, molecular function: electron-transferring-flavoprotein dehydrogenase activity; flavin adenine dinucleotide binding. The transcript is spliced from 4 exons. Lineage: Eukaryota; Viridiplantae; Streptophyta; Magnoliopsida; Ericales; Balsaminaceae. The coding region runs from base 35 to 1114 and encodes 359 amino acids.
CGCGGUGGUUUGAGCCGUGAAGAAGAGAAAUUUGAUGGGGACUUACAAAAACCAGGCCAAGGUUGUCGUCGUCGGAGGUGGAAUCGCCGGCUCUUUCGUCGCCAAAUCUCUCCAAUUAACCGCUGAAGUCACUCUCAUUGAUUCGAAGGAGUAUUUUGAGAUCUCAUGGGCAAGUCUGAGGGCAAUGGUGGAACCACCAUUUGCAGAGCGAACACUGAUUUACCACAGGGAUUACUUAACCAAUGGCCUUGUUAUAACAUCCAGGGCCAUAAACAUAACUGAUACCGAGGUAUUAACAGCAGAAGGGCGCCUUGUUCCAUAUGAUUAUCUUGUCAUUGCCACGGGCAAUGCUGAUCCUCUUCCACAUGCUAGAAACGACAGGCUUAAACAAUUUGAACGAGAUAAUGAGAAGAUAAAAGAAGCUAGUUCGAUCUUGAUAAUUGGUGGAGGCCCGACUGGGGUGGAACUUGCUGGGGAGAUUACAGUUGAUUAUCCUGAUAAGGCGGUUACUUUGGUGCACAGGGGAUCCAGGUUGUUGGAGUUCAUUGGGCCGAAAGCUUCUCAAAAGGCUUUAAAGUGGUUGGAGGGCAAAGGGGUUGAAGUGAAGUUGGGGCAAUCUAUUGACAUGAGUUCUGGUUCAGAAGAGAGCAACAAAUAUGUAACUUCAAAAGGAGAAACUGUCAAAGCCGACUGUUUUUUCUUAUGCUUUGGAAAACCUGUAGGGUCGGAAUGGCUAAAGGAGACGAUCCUGAAGAAUAGUCUGGAUAGCUCUGGAAGAUUGAAAGUUGAUGAAAAUUGUAGAGUCGUUGGAAAGAGAAAUAUUUUUGCUGUUGGAGAUAUUACUGACAUCAAGGAACUUAAGCAAGGAUAUUUGGCAAAAAAACAUGCGCUUGUGACAGUUAAGAAUCUGACAUUGUUGUUAAGUGGAGGAAAUGAAAGUAAAAUGGAGAAAUAUAAACCUGGUUCAGACUUGGCCAUCAUUUCUUUGGGGAGAAAAGAGGCAGUGGCUCAAUUUCCUUUAGCAACAUUGAUCGGAAUUGUGCCUGGAUUCAUCAAAUCCAAGGACUUGUUCGUGGGCAAGACAAGAAAGCAAUUGGGGUUGUCUCUUGCAUAAAGCCACAAGAUCAUUACAUUUUCAUCAUUUCAUACAAGUUUUAUCGGUUACAGUAUGUAUUCCCUCCCUAUGAUUUGUUAAUUUGAUAUUCCAACUGCAAAUUUGUGCUGUAAUGUGUACUACUCUCUUCUGAUUGAUUCCCAUAAACAAUCAUAUUAUGAAACUA